AUGACUGGAGAACGGAUGAGACUGCAGCACUCUUCGGAGUUCUAUGAUUUUCCCACAGAACUACUCCUUGAAGCGAAACCCAGAAUUCCACACCACCCUUCCCCAAGGGUGCCUCCACCUCCUACCCACCGGCUCAGGCUUGGGCAGGGCCUCCCAAGACUCAGCCUGGAAGGCGGGCAGGCACCGUGGGCCGUGGAACCUACAGCAGGGCCUGUGCUCUACCAGAAGCUGCUGGUCUGGGAACCAAGCUUCGAGUCUGAGGAGGAAGAGGGGGAGAUAUUGGAGCAGCUCAUUCCAGAUCCCUUGGGGCCCCGGGACUCCUCUGGGAACAAGGCUGGCAGUCUGCCCGGGGCCUGGGCCCAACUGGUGGCUGCCCGGCUGCUGCUGGCCGUUGCCUUCUCCCUAGCCAUGAGGCAACUCCGCAGCAGUGUUGCCUCUCCAGGAACCUUGGGCUGUGGGGCCCCUCCAGCCAGUGGGCACUCCCACAGGCCUGGCGUGUCCCACCGUGGCAGCAUCGUCGGCCCUGCAGCUGCGUGCUGUCACCUGGGUCGAGAGCUGUUUGUUGCCGGGGGCAACGUCGUGGAUGCUGGAGUUGGAGCAGCUUUGUGUCUGGCGGUGGUGCACCCUCAUGCCACAGGGCGAGGUGCCGUGUUCUGGGGCCUCUUCCAUAGUAGCUCCUCGGGCAACUCAACUGCCCUGACGUCAGGCCCUAGUCAGACCCUGGUCCCCGGCCCGGGGCUACCCUCGGCUCUGCCUGCCCUGCAUCUGCUACACACACGCUUUGGCCGCCUGCCCUGGCCACACCUGCUGGUAGGCCCCACCAUGCUGGCUCAAGAGGGCUUCUGGUAGACACAUCCCUGGCCAGGGCUCUGGCAGCCCAGGGCUCUGGCAGCCCAGGGCACGAAGGGCCUCUGUCUCCUACUUUGCCACACUGGUGGGACUGCCCUGGGGCGAGCCACCAACCCCAAACUGGCAGCUGUGUUCCCGGCUGCACUUGCCACCGCCCCAGACCUUGCUGGGGAUGCUCUACGGAGUCUGCUGGCCGGAGACCUGGGGCUGGAGGGCCCCUCAGCUAGGCCCGUGCGCACCUUGGAGCCAGCACUGCAGACACCUGUGCCCCAGGGCAUCCUGUUCACCAGCCCCUCAGCUGGCCCGGAACUCCUGGAGCUGCUGGAGGCAGCUCUACAGUGCUGGAGGCGCAGCCCUGCCCCCUGCCCAGCACCCCUACAAGCUGCUGUCACCCCCGGGAGCAGUGUCCUGGCCACCUCCUCGCUCAACAGUUCCUUCGGCUCUGGACACCUGUCCCCAAGCACCGGGGUUCUACUCAGCGACCUGGUGGCCGAGUCUGUAGACAGUGCCUGGGCCUUUCCCCUCAUCCUUCUUGACAGCUCAGAUGACGCAGAGGCCGACGUGUUGGGGCUCGUGCCUUCAGGGACCCCUGCAGCUGCAGUCGUGACUCACACACUGCUCAGCCAUGCGGCUGGGCCCCAAACCCAGGCCCAGCAAGCACCAACGGAGAGCCCUGGAGCUUGUGGCCGAGGGGCCCUGCUUCAGGUGGCAGCCCACGCAGCCCAUGCCUUCAGUGUCCCCUGUGGCUGCUGCCCCUUUCAGGGGUUUUAAGGUGGGGCAGUGCCUGGCAGGGGUGGGUGGGAGUAGGGGCUCAAGCCUGGAGGCCAGGGCCGAGCGGGCCCAGCAGCAGUGGGGUACAUGACGAGUGUGAAUCAAUCACGUGCCUACUGCUGGCUUAGGGCCUCAGCUUCUGGCCUGAUCAGUCGCCUGGACUUGAGUAUUUUCAGCUAAGGAACCCGAGGACAAUGAGGAAAGAACACCAGGGCCGGGGACAGCCGUGAGUUCAGAUCCGGCUCUGGGAAGGACGGGUGGAAGAAAGCUACGCCCCUCCCUCAGCU
Kogia breviceps (pygmy sperm whale) is the source of this 1907-nucleotide messenger RNA. The record is from RefSeq and is a predicted model, not a curated record. NCBI's taxonomy places the organism in Eukaryota, Metazoa, Chordata, Mammalia, Artiodactyla, Physeteridae.